This is a messenger RNA of Neocloeon triangulifer, 1809 nucleotides long. RefSeq names its product probable G-protein coupled receptor Mth-like 4. Gene Ontology annotation, molecular function: G protein-coupled receptor activity. Lineage: Eukaryota; Metazoa; Arthropoda; Insecta; Ephemeroptera; Baetidae. The transcript has 6 exons. Bases 8 to 1675 code for a protein of 555 amino acids. The record is from RefSeq and is a predicted model, not a curated record. Gene Ontology annotation, biological process: G protein-coupled receptor signaling pathway; cell surface receptor signaling pathway. Gene Ontology annotation, cellular component: membrane.
AUGCGAGAUGCGAGCGUUUGGAGUGGAAUUUUUGCUGCUCGUCGGCGUCGUCAGCGCUGAACUUUGUGAAUUUGAUCUUCGCAGCAAAAUAGAAAAGGGAAAAGUGACUGCGAAAGGUGAUCUUGAAACUGAGGAUGGAAUCCUGCACGCCAAGGGCACUUUUUGGAAAGACUCUGGAGAGUCGUUUUGGACUUGCCCAUGUCUCACUGGGCCGUGCAUAAGGAUUUGUAAUAGCGAUUUAAUCAAGAGGAUAGAACGAUCAUUUAACGUGACCUUCAAUUUAAACAGCACAAUCGAGAUUUGGGAUGUGAACAACAGUUCGCGUCAGGUUGUGCUGAAAGAGCAUUUCAAACUCGUCCAAGAUUCAAAGUGUUCUAAUCCUGUGCUACUUGAACCAGAGGAAAUCGAUUUGGAUGAGCACAGAAUUCUCGCAAAUGGCACUCUUCACUACACACAUGUGAAUUUGUCAGAAGAAUACAGAUUUUCAGAUCCUAGAAAUUUCUGUGUCAUACCUUUGGAUAACUCGCCACCGUUGAUAACAGCUUGUGUUGAUGUCGGCGUCGCGGAAACGCCGCUGAAAUUUUACCUCUACACACCUUUCUUCAUCCUGAGCGCCCUGUUUUUGCUGCUGACUUUAGUGAACUAUUGUUUUGUCGGCCCGGCCGAAAAAAAAUCCCUGCACAACAAGACGAUUUGUUGUCAGUCGGCCGCCCUGCUCAUCGUUUACAUCUGCCUAUCGAUCACUUAUUUGACCAUUUUGACCGGUGGCUAUAGCGCCAUGUGGUUCUGCGUCUCCACGACCUAUGUCACAAUGUAUUUUCUGAUGGCGUCCAUAUUUUGGCUCAACGUCAUGUACAUCGAUAUUUACUUGACCUUCAGGAGUUUAACGCAAACAGUGGAAAUAAAAUAUUGGCAGGCGUCAAUUUACGCUUGGGGCAUUCCUUUUUUCAUCACAUUGGCUAUGAUCCUUGCCGACCAACUUACUACUCGUGGACCUCUCAGCCCUAAUAUUGGAAAGACAAGAUGUUGGUUCCAAGAUUUUCUAUCAGAACUUUUCUUCUUUGAUGGAGUAGUGUCCGUUUUACUGGUCAUCAGCAUGGUUCUUUUUGGUGUGACGGCCAUCCAGUUGCGGCAGCAAUACAAAGGGUUGAGACGCGACCUGCAUUCGAGUAACAGCCAGGUGCACAACGGCAACCAAAUUACUUGGCAGAACGUGGAACGCUUGACCUUAUUUAUUAAAUUGUUCCUCAGUCUGGGAUUAUUAAGGGUGAUAAUGUAUUUCACGGAAGUAAUCUCAUGGUUCGUCGAGGGCCCAUACCGGCAUUACUGGUUCCUCAUACUAGACAUACCAUCCUGCUUGUUUGGGGUGAUCUUUUUUUGGAUCUGCGUCUGGUCAAAUAAAUUAAUGCGCAAAGCCCUUCUGGAGACAAUCACAUGCAAGUGGCGGGCGACGUCACCUCCAAAGCAAGGCCCGCACAUCCCUUCCCGCCACACCGAGUGUUUGCCAGUUGCUCAGUUUCAUAACUCAUUGCAUGCAAUCGACUCCUAUACUGAUUCACAUUCGGGAUGCGUGAACUUUGCUCCCGAGGCGGCCUCUCCUCACCACUUGGCGUCAUUCACCGCUCCAAUAACGCCAAUAACGCUCAGUACCGCCAGCGGGCUUAAUUUGUUAUAAAUUAAUUUCUUGAAAUAUUAAAAAAAAAAAAUAAAACAGUUAUUUGUAUUAUUUCUUAAUCAAAAUUUCUUUUCUCUGUUGCUCAAAUUUAGUUUCACAAGCAUUUACAAGUUUUUAGAAAUGCAAUUUUACCA